This is a messenger RNA of Tilletiopsis washingtonensis, 972 nucleotides long. RefSeq names its product LON-domain-containing protein. The transcript has 4 exons. The annotation marks the transcript as partial. NCBI's taxonomy places the organism in Eukaryota, Fungi, Basidiomycota, Exobasidiomycetes, Entylomatales. The record is from RefSeq and is a predicted model, not a curated record.
GAGCUGCUCGAUGUGCUCGAGUGCCACCUCUGCUACCUCCUGCUCCACGAGCCACUGACGACGCCGUGUGGUCACACCUUCUGCCGGUCGUGCCUGUCGCGCAGCUUGGACCACAGCAGCAAAUGCCCGCUCUGCCGAGCGAGCAUGCCGCCUUUCUCGUUCUUCCUCGAUCACCCGACCAACGCUUCGAUCCUGAAGCUGCUCAACUCGACGUACGCCGAGCCCGCCACGCCGGCUGGCGAUCGCAAGGCUGGCGUGGAGCAAGAGGAGCGCGAGGCAAGUCUCUCCACGCCCGUCUUCGUCUGCACGGUCGGCUUCCCGGGCAUGCCCACCAUUCUGCACAUCUUCGAGCCGCGCUACCGGCUCAUGAUCCGGCGCUGCGUCGAGAGCGGCCAGCCUCGCUUCGGCAUGGUCCUGCCGUCUCGUGACGGCUCCGGCGGCAUGUCUGAGUACGGCACGCUGCUCGACAUCAAGAGCGUGCAGAUGCUGCCCGACGGCCGCUCGAUGAUUGAGACGGUCGGCUCCAAGCGCUUCCGUCUGGCGGAGAGCGGCGGGCUCGACGGCUACAUUGUUGGGCGCAUCGAGACCAUCGAUGACAUCGGUCCGGAGGAGGAAGCGGCCCUCGAGAAGGCGGCGAUGGAGCGCAACAAGCGCCGCGCUAAUGCUUCUGCGAACCCCGCCGACGACGCACGCGCCAUGGUUGACAUCUGCGAGUCCUUCAUCACCGAGCUCCGCUCCGGCACGGCCCCGUGGCUCGUCACGCGUCUCAACCACACGUACGGCCCGAUGCCGCCGCUCAACGAAGUCUCCCGCCUCAGCUUCUGGAUGGCAUCCGUCAUGCCCAUCGACGAGCACGAGAAGGCGCGCCUGCUGCCAGUUCGCAGUCCGCGCAUCCGCCUGCGCAUCGUCGUCUUCUGGAUCGAGCAGCUCCGCUCCACGUGGUGGUUCAGCAGCGGCUGUAACGUCCAAUGA